UGUAUAAUAAGUGUUUGGAUGAACACAGUGUCACAGUAUAUGUGUGCGACGUAUCCAAUAUGUCUGUCAAUGGAAACAAUUGAUAUCGUGUUUAGCCAUCAAUGUUACUGAUGUGUAUCUCGUAAUUGGAUAUCAAAUGCGAUUGAAUGGUAUAUAUAUUGAUCGGCAAUAAUGAGUCAACAUUUUAGAGGCCACUCAUCAUUAAUCGGUGACAAUGAGCGCCAGCAGUGGUCGCGUGCGUCACAAUCAUCGCAGUCUUCGUCGUCCACUUUACCGAAUUUUGACAGAACACCGAUGAAUGGUUUGCCAUUGCGUGCGACCCAACAGUCGCCGUUUUACGCGGGAAGGACAGUAUUUGGCGGCGCAAACACGUGUGCCUCGCGAUGGGAGCGACAAACGCGUCAAACGCCUUAUUCGUUAUCACAGAGACUUAUGACUUUAAAACCGCCUCCGAUGGUAACGGUAAGGCCGACGACCAACAAUACAACUCAAGAACCACCUAAUGAUCAGUUGAGUAGUACUUCCAGACGUAUAUUAGAGAAGUUAGAGCGGGCAUCGACACCAUUAAAAGAUGCCAAACGUGUCCCGUAUGCCAACAAAAUUAACGAUUAUUUGAAUUCUGCGGGUUAUAUAUACCGAAGUGUAACCGCUAAACGACCCCGAGUUGGACCGCCUACUGCUUCAACACCAGUUGCCAGUCCAUCAACAGUUGAUCAUAGGUUUAAACCACAGAGAUAUGAGCUAAGAAUUGUUGACGAAAAAGAUGAACAUUUUGUACCUCAAAAUAGUGAUUCAAUAAAUCAAUUAAUCAAUUCUUGUGAUAAUUCAAAAAUUGAUUCCAAGAUAAGCGAUAUUCGCGAUGACAUUAAGUUUUCAACCGAUAAUUUUAAGCCUAAAAUGACAGUCAAAAACACAAAACGAGAAGAAAGACGACCUAAAUAUGGUUUAAUUGAUGAUCAAAACGAUUCAAUGAAUUUAUUGUCAUCUGUUGAACCAUUAAGUAUUCCUUUGGGCACUUCAUUGCCAAAGUUUGCUUUUGCUGUGGCGACCAAAACUGAGUCAAUUAAUAAAGCGACCAAACGAUUGCCUACAACUACUAUUACCAAGUUUUUAGUUGAUGAUGAAGAAGACAAUACGUUUGGAUUCAAUUUUUCGAAACCAUUAAUUAAGAAAAGACGGAAAAAUGAUAAAAUUGAUUCUAAGGUGACCUCUUUGAGCGAAAUUAGUGAUAAAUUAGUAUCAGAAAAAUCAGUAAUAAAUGAAACGGUUGUACCAAAAACAACAUCUUUGUCAACAAUAGCAACACCUUCUAUAUUAGCUAUAAGUAAUAAGUCUUUGACACCAAUUAUGGAUAACAAUAAGACAUUACAAGAGAGCAUAAAUUUACCAUUAGUGUCGCCAAAACCAAAUGAUAAUAAGGAUCCGAUUGUGUCUACUACUCCAUCCUUGAAAUCAACUUUUAGUUCCUCACAAUCACAAAAAAAUCUAGUUUUUGGUGAUCAAAAUGUCAGUACUUUUAAUGCAUUUUUAUCUUCAACAACAACAACAGCGACGACAACGAAACCUAGUUUUUCAUUUGGUUUAGACGGGAAAUCAACGACAACCACUACCAGUACGACUACGACGACCACUACGACUCCAACCGUCAAAGACAAUGUUUUUGGUUCAAAUAAGACACUAUUUUCGUCAAAUACUAAUAAAGAACUUACAUUUGGCGGUUCUUCGGCGACUAAUAAAACUACAGUUCCAUUUAGUUUCAAUAAUAAUACUAAUUCGACGCCUAAUUUUGUUUCAAAUCAAACACCUAAUUUAGGUUUUGCUUUAAAUACAAAUAAUAAUAAUAAUAUACAAACAAAUGAUAGCAAAGCACUGUUUGCUUUUGGUCCUCAACCUAAUCAAUCUAAUAAUCAAUUUACCAACAAUUCAUCAUUAGCUCAACCGUUGGCAAAUAAAACGACAAAUAGUACUCCUUUUACUUUUGGUAAUAAUUCUGGUUUUGGAUCUACUAGUGCUGGUUCUGUACAACCAAGUAAUACCGGUUCGAUAUUUGAUAAUGCAAUGAACAGUACAUCAACUUCUAAUUCAAUACAAUUUAAUGGACCGACAGUAGCACCGGCUUCCGCAUUGUCCAACACUCCAUUUAUGUUUGGUCAGCCAAAUACUGGUAACCUUUUUGGACAGUCAAAUGCUCAGCCAAUAUCAACAACUUCUAUAUUAACGAUAAGUAACAAGUCUUUGACACCAAUUACGGAUAAUAAGACAUUACAAGAGAGCAUAAACUUACCAUUAGUGUCGCCAAAACCAAAUGAUAAAAAGGAUCCGAUGGUGUCUACCACUCCAUCCUUGAAUUCAACUUUUAGUUCCUCACAAUCACAAAAAAAUCUAGUUUUUGGAGAUCAAAAUGUCAGUGCUUUUAAUGCAUUUUCACCUUCAACCACAACCAUAACAACAACAGCGACGAUAACGAAACCUAGUUUUUCAUUUGGUUUAGACGGGAAAUCAGCGACAACCACUACCAGUGCGACUCCAAGCGUCACAGACAAUGUUUUUGGUUCAAAUAAGACACUAUUUUCGUCAAAUACUAAUAAAGACUUUACAUUUGGCGGUUCUUCGGCGACUAAUAAAACUACAGUUCCAUUUAGUUUCAAUAAUAAUACUAAUUCGACGCCUAAUUUUGUUUCAAAUCAAACACCUAAUUUAGGUUUUGCUUUAAAUACAAAUAGUAAUAAUAAUAUACAAACAAAUGAUAGCAAAGCACUGUUUGCUUUUGGUCCUCAACCUAAUCAAUCUAAUAAUCAAUUUACCAACAAUUCAUCAUUAGCUCAACCGUUGGCAAACAAUACGACAAAUAGUACUCCAUUUACUUUUGGUAAUAAUUCUGGUUUUGGAUCUACUAGUGCUGGUUCUGUACAACCAAGUAAUGCCGGUUCCAUAUUUGGCAAUGCAAUGAACAGUACACCAACUUCUAAUUCAAUACAAUUUAAUGGUCCGACAGUAGCACCGGCUCCCGCAUCGUCCAACACUCCAUUUAUGUUUGGUCAGCCAAAUACUGGUAACCUUUUUGGACAGUCAAAUGCUCAGCCAAUACAACCACAACAACCUUCAUUAGGAGUUCCGUCAUUUAGCUUUGCAUCGACACCUAGUUUUGAUUUUGCAAACAUGUCUAGUACUCAAUCAGGACUGCCGUUUCAAUUUUCGGCAGAGCAACCAUCGACAGUACCGGGAGGUCCAGCACUUCCUAAUAGGAAUAUCAAGAAAGCCAAGAGGCGUCUCAACCAAACAUAAUUAUUUGUUAAUUAUAUUGUUAUUUUUGGCAUCAAAUUUAUUACAAAAUUAAAUUCUGUUUUUUAGUGAUUUAAUGCAUUCAUUUAUUAUAAUUAUCGAUAUAUAUAUAUAUUAUA
Molecule: messenger RNA, 3401 nt
Organism: Oppia nitens
Lineage: Eukaryota; Metazoa; Arthropoda; Arachnida; Sarcoptiformes; Oppiidae
Product: mucin-2-like
Exons: 3
Coding region: 172-3285 (1037 amino acids)
Source: RefSeq, a predicted model, not a curated record